Messenger RNA from Vanrija pseudolonga, 3129 nucleotides. It is a transcript of the gene YPR091C, whose product is annotated as putative PH domain-containing protein. The record is from RefSeq and is a predicted model, not a curated record. Gene Ontology annotation, cellular component: endoplasmic reticulum. NCBI's taxonomy places the organism in Eukaryota, Fungi, Basidiomycota, Tremellomycetes, Trichosporonales, Trichosporonaceae. The transcript has 3 exons. Bases 248 to 3043 code for a protein of 931 amino acids. Gene Ontology annotation, molecular function: lipid binding.
AUCUCUGCACAAAAACGCAUCGGGGGAACAGGACGACGACGAGCAGCUCUCUCUUGAGAGCACACACUCUCUCACGCAACAGCGCACCCAUCACGGCAGGGAGAUCGGGGUACAUAAAGCGAGCGCGUGUGCACAUCUCUUCGUCCUUCAUUCUCAUCUUGCCCUCUCCCCUCCCCCCUUCCCCUUCCACCACCACCACCUACACCACCCCCACUCAGCGACUUAACACCCCCGCAUAACUUGCAUCAUGUCACUGCUGUGGACCGCCACCAAGUGGCUCAUCAGCUACAUCUUCGUCGGCGUCAGCUUCAUCGUCGUCGUCUGCGCCAUCGCAUUUGGUGUCUUCUACCAGUUUGCCACGUCGCCCGUCGGCGAUCCUGACCCGCACAAGAAGAUCAAGAACAAGCUCGCCCACGAAAAGCUCCCUCACGAAAAGCUCGGCCUUGAUGACUCUGGCAAGGUGACCUUCGAAGGCUUCUUCUCUAUCCGCCGCCAGUACGAUGCCGUCGCCGACCCCAACCACAACCCCCUCGCCCCACCUCCCUCUACCGAGAACGGCGUCCCGAAGCGCAGCAACUACUCGACGAUGGCGACAGCGCUCCGCGUCGCCUCCAACUAUGCCCAGGGCAAGAAGGAGAUGCCCAAGGACUUGUUCUACGUUGUCAUCAAGGGCCACAUUCUUUACGUCUACGAGAGCGAGGCCCGCGCCUCGUGCCUUGUCGCGCUGGACAUUUCGAGGUUUGACGUCGCGAUGGAGGACAAGGAAGGCGCGUUCACCGGCAUCGAAGGCAAGAUGUUCGCCAAGCGCCACGCUCUCGUUAUGCGUCGUGCCCCGGAGGAUGCCGGCAAGGAACGUCGAGGACUGGCCGUUGUCACCAGCGACAUGGGCGACUUUGAUGACUCCGCCGAGGCGGACAACGAGACGUUGCCGUGGUUCUUCUUCUCCAAGGCCAACACUGUUACCGAGGACUUCUACAUCGCCCUGCUCAAGCGUAACCACCAGCAGCCGUCUAACUCGAAUGUGUUCUCGUUCGACAGCAUGCAGUGGCUGGCUGAAGACAUCAUCAAGCGCGAAGACAUCGGAGGCAGCGGUCUGCUUUGGCUCAACGCCGUACUCGGCCGCAUGUUCCUUGGCGUCUGCCACACCUCACUCGUCGCCGACUUCAUCACUAUGAAGAUCAACAAGAAACUCGCCCAGAUCCCACACAUCCCAUACCUCGGCGCCGUGGUCACCACUCAAGUUGUGCUUGGAGAUGUUCCGCCGAUUCUCACCAACCCGAAGCUCAAGGAGCUGAAGGCCGAUGGCACUGUUGUCUUCAACGCCCACUUCGAGUACAAGCAACGCGAACACGUUGACUCGUCGGGCAUUCUGCUCACAAUUGAGACAACGGGAUCGGUGAAGCUCAAGUGCUCCGCGAGGAUCAAGACCCUCAAGGGCGACGUCGAAGUGAAGAUCAAGCCGCCCCCAAGCGACCGUGUCUGGUGGGGAUUCGUCACGAUGCCCGAAACGGACAUGGUCCUCGAGCCCAUCCUGCUGGCGAGAACUCUCACUUGGAAGAGAAUCAGCGACCUCCUCGAGAAGCAGCUCCGUGAGGGCAUGGCCGAGGCCGUCGUGCUUCCCAACAUGGACGACAUCCCCUUCUUCGACACCAGCUCCCUUUCUAUCCGUGGCGGUAUCUUCAACGAGGCUGGCCGUGAACCGGCCGAGGAGGCGACCGAGUCGGCUGAAGCCACAAACGGCGUAUCCGACAACGCUUCGAUCAAGAGCAAGUCGGUGUUGAGCUCGGCCGCUUCGACCAAGUCCACCCUCGUGUCACACUCGGACGACGAGUCGACCAUCGGGAAGCGUUCCCUUCUCCGCAGCGAAACCUUGCCUCUGGACGACAACAAGAAGUCGAACAAGUCUGCGUCGGCCCUCGCCCGUCUCUCUGCGCUUUCCACUUCCCGCCCUGCGUCCGUCCGCUCAGAGGCUACGACGCUGGUGGGUGACGACAAGGCCAAGGACAAGUCGGCCGACAAGGUCCAGGACAAGCCGGCCGCGCGCCGUAGCGCGACGAUGGGCGAUGUGCUUGGCCGAAGCCCCGCGAUUCCCGAAGCCUCCGACUCGGUUUCCACACUGCCUUCGUACAGGAGCACUCCUUCUCAGGACGAUGAUGGCGCGUCGAUCAACACGACCGACACUGCUUCCAGCCGUGUCACUACCCAGACGCUUCUUAGUGCCGUUCGCGCUCGCGACAAGACGGCGUUGUCGAGCCAGGUCAACGUCGCCCGCGAUCUCGCCAAGGACAGCGUCAAGAAGUGGAGCAUGAACUGGAACAAAAAGAAGACGGCCAAGGAGGGCGAUGACGACUCAUCCACGCCGCCCUCUACCGCAUCCCCAUCGUACUUUGCGCCGUCCAACGACGACCACCAGUCGCACCCCCCGCAUCACCAGCGCGCCCAUGACGGCCUCUCCUUGCAGGAGCGCCUGAAUGCUGCGGCCCAGAAGGCGUCCAGCACGAGUCCUCGGAACAGCCUCCAGUCCUCGCACCAGCGCCAGACGUCGAAUGCUUCGGCAGAGUUGUCGGUCUCGCCAUCUGCCUCCCGCACUACCUUCCCUGCCACCCAGCCGAUCCCAGAGCGCAGCCACAGCGCGUCCGAGUCCAUUUCUUCAUCGCCUCCUGCGUACCAGCAGCCUCGCGCGCCCUCGAUGGUGGUGCCGCACGUGCCCAAGCGCCCUGGCGUUGUCACGAGCAUCGCGCAUGACCCGACCCCGCCUUCUACGCCACCCAAGGCCAAGUCGAGCCCUUCUGCGCCAUCGCUCAAGGCCGCCCAGGCCCCGCCCAAGGUCAGCCGUGGCGACUCGGGCCCCCUGCCCCCGGCCAACGGCCCAGCUUCGCUCACGACCAGCGACGCACCACCACUCCCUCCCCGGCCCGCACGCAGCGACUCUGACCCCCUCGCGGCUGGCGAGCACACUGUUGGCCCGGCCCCCAUUACCCUCGAGAAGCCUUCGACGUCUGCCUCGGACGCUGCUGCUGCCUCGGAUGCUGCUUCGAUUUAGGUGCUGGAGUAUGUGCUAGACCUGCUUUGAAUAGAACAUUUGCCCUUGCAUUACAUGUUGUAGAGUACUAUCCAUGCACACGGUGG